AUGUUGCAGUUACUCGCCUUCUUGUCCUUGAUCGUGACUUCGCUCGCUUCCUACGGUGCCAACCUCAACUAUCGCUCCCCAUCACACAACCAUCCAGGUCUCGGAAUCUCUGUCCGCAAGGUCGUUAAGCGACACGAGCCUCGAUCAGCGUUCGCUGAAGGCCAGCUCAACUUCACCCAUGGUGUUGCUUCGGGCGACCCGUACCCUAACAGUGUAAUUCUGUGGACAAGAUGUGCACCAGAUUUGGAUAACGUCGACGACAAUAGCACGACCUCCGGCCUCGUCAGCCUCUACAACCCAGUGCCUAUCUUCUCGAGCAAUGACACCGACGAACAUAAACCUGUGUCCAAUGCUCCAGUCUGUUUGAACUGGAAGAUCGCAUCAGACAAAGGACUCUCCGCUGUCGUGGACUCGGGGACUGUACAUACAAGCUCCGACGUCGACUAUACGGUCAAGGUCGAAGCGACGAAGCUACAGCCUUUCACACAAUACUACUAUCAGUUCAACGUGUGCAACUCGAAUGUGUCAAGCUUGGUCGGCCGCACCAAGACGACACCCUCACCCACCGAUGAUACCAGUGCAGUAGGAUUGGCUGUCUACUCUUGCAGCAACUAUCCAUUCGGAUUCUUCAAUGCGUAUGGUAAUCCGGUCAGGAAGGAUUCAGUUGACUAUGUUCUUCAUCUUGGAGACUACAUCUACGAAUAUGGAAAUGGCGAGUAUGGUUGGGGUAAUUCCAUCGGGCGUAUCCCAUUACCCGAUCGACAAAUCUACACCCUCUAUGACUAUCGAAAGCGACAUGCCACCUACCGAACUGAUCAUGAUCUGGUAUUGAGUCAUCAGAAUUUCCCUUGGAUCCCGGUCUGGGACGACCAUGAGGUUGCUGAUAAUACUUAUCGUGAUGGGUCAGCUGAACUCAAUAACACCGAGGCCUCCUUUGUCGCAGAUGGUGGUGUCUCAGUUGAUCAACGAAAGAUGAAUGCUGUCCGAGCUUAUUGGGAGUGGCAGCCAAUUCGACAGGUUGAUAUUAGCGAUGAUCUACGCAUUUGGCGCUCUUUCGCCAUCGGCAAUCUUCUUGACCUGGUCAUGCUUGACACUCGUCAAUACGAUCGAUCGAUCACCGACCUGUACUGGAACACGCAUUACAUCCACGAGAUCUCCAACGACGCAGGUCGAUCGAUGAUGGGCUCACGCCAAGAGAACUGGUUCUACAAGACUUUGAUAGACUCCAAAGAACGAGGAGCAACAUGGCGAGUCAUCGGCUCCCAGACCGUCUUCAGUAGAAUCAAUGCUUCCGUCGCAUAUGGGAACGUCGACCCCUUCAACUAUGACCAGUGGGAUGGAUAUCUCGCCAACCGCAACCGAACCUACAAGACCUUGUACGAUAACAACAUCACCAACAACAUCAUGAUCUCUGGCGACAGCCACGCCAAUUGGGUUAGCGACCUGAUCUGGCUAGGUGAACACCCCUACAACGCCAGCACCGGCGAGGGCGCCAUCGGCGUCGAAUUCGGCGGUUCAGCCGUCUCCUCUCCUUCACCAGCAGGACAGAACAUCAGCAUCGCCCGCAGCGUGCUCAGCAGUCAGGCUCUUGUCCAGAGCAACCCCGAGCUCCAGUGGCAGGAAUUCUACUACCGCGGCUACUUUGAACUACACCUCUCGCACGAGAAAGUCGACGCCAAGUUUUUCGGGCUGCCGACCCUGAUCAACCGCAAUCCCAAUGAGAUCAGUCUUGCGAACUUCACUGUCUAUGCGGGCGAGAAUCAUCUGCAUCGCUUUAACGGCAGUACCGUCCCAGGUGGCGCUGUGGAGAAUGGGUUCAUCAAGCUCGGUAAGACGGUGCAGACGAACAUCACGAAUUCGACGGAGACGGGACUGUAUUUCAUCAGUCAUGAGGAUGUGGAGGAUUUGUGA
Molecule: messenger RNA, 1911 nt
Organism: Exophiala bonariae
Lineage: Eukaryota; Fungi; Ascomycota; Eurotiomycetes; Chaetothyriales; Herpotrichiellaceae
Exons: 2
Coding region: 1-1911 (636 amino acids)
Source: RefSeq, a predicted model, not a curated record